Messenger RNA from Gaeumannomyces tritici R3-111a-1, 2096 nucleotides. RefSeq lists its product as hypothetical. NCBI's taxonomy places the organism in Eukaryota, Fungi, Ascomycota, Sordariomycetes, Magnaporthales, Magnaporthaceae. The transcript has 2 exons. The record is from RefSeq and is a predicted model, not a curated record. The coding region runs from base 338 to 1159 and encodes 273 amino acids.
CACCCCUGCAUUUGGGAGCGAAAGGCUUCACAAGCCACACACUCCACAAUUUGCCUUUUUCCAUGCAUAUUCGUGGCCAUCCAAAUUUUUUUAUUAGACACCGAGUGAGAAGAAUUCAGGAGGCCGAAGCGGGACGGGUGUUGCGGGACAAAGCAUUGAUUGAAAUCGAAUCGCGCCACUUUUUUCACCCCUGCAAUUUUUUCUCUUUCUAUUUUGCGCCUCGGUUGGAGAAGCACAAGAGCUCGGCUGGCAACGCCCCCAACCACUUGGAGCAACACUCCAAAGCUACGGCUCACGAAGCACAGCUUCCCUCGAAUUGGGUGUAGCCAUCCCAGCCAUGAGCUCCACAGUGACAAUCCCCCGGUUCCUGCUGCCGCAGCGGGGCCAGAUAUGGCGCCGCGUCCAGCCCCGGGCGGCGGCCGGCGCAUCAUCGCCGGGUGCCAUGGCCGUGGCGCCGACGGCCCCGGCCCGCGUCCGGCUCGCCUCUUCAAAGGCCCCCGCGGCCAAGAACGGCGGCGCGGCCAAGAAUGGCGGCGCGGCCAAGAAGCCGCUGGUGCUGGAGAAGCCGGCCAGGUUCAACCCGCCCUCGCACGGCACCCGCCUGCCCAACAAGCAGCACACCCCCAGGCACUACGGCGGCUCCCUCUCUACCGAGGCGCUCAAGGCGCAGGGCGUCAAGGAGUACCCGGGCAUGAUGGCGCCCCAGGGGACGUGGGCGCACUGGUUCCUGCACAGCAAGAGCAUCCAUCUCUUCAUCACCUUGGGCACGCUCUCGGGACUCGCCAUGUACACCUUUGUGCAGAACUUCAAGAUGACGUCGCCCUACGCCGACAUGAUCCCUCCCUGGUCCGACUUCUUCUGGCACCCCUUCAGCUCGCUGUAUACGCUCAAGGAGGUGAUGCGCCUCACGACGGAGCACAAGUCCGCCAUCGUGGCCGAGAAGCGGGACAAGCGGCUCGACGACGUCGUCAAGCGCCGGAGGUUCCGCAAGGCGCACGGCAUCGAGGAGAACGCGGAGGGGAGCAUUGUCGGCUGGAUCAGGGGUGACAGCCGCGUCAUUGACCCCGAGGAGGAGAGGGAGAAGGCGGCUGCUGCCGCCGCGGAGGGCGCCCCACCUGCCGAGGAGGUGAAGAGGAAGAAGUUCUUGGGUAUUUUCUAGAGGCAUCUUGAUAUGACAUGUUUCUCUCGGCUUCCCCCAUGUCCUGGUGAGCUACCUACGUAGCACGGGGGAGUGCGGGGGACGCUGUAUGCAGCCCCGCCACCCACCUAGGUAGUUACCUAUUGUCACUGGCAACGCCUCAGAUCAUGCCGGACGAAAGGACUGAACAUCAGUCUAGCUCGACGGCGUCCAGAGCAUCCAUGACCUCGUCAGCGACACUUCCCCGCUCCAACACCUUUUGUAUGAUGGCGCUCAGGACUGCCACCCUAGUUCCUCCCCUUGGUGCCUUCCAGACACCAUCCACCGCCUCUGAAUCUGCGACCCUAGCCUCGGGCCGGCUGUCGAGCCCCGAUUUGGCGCCUGUCGAGCUGCCGUCUGCCGCUGCUGCGGCCAUGUCCGAGGAGCCGGACGGCGUCAGCCUCGACGGCGGGUCGAUGACGCGGAUCGACAGCAGCCGCAGAUCCCGCACGGAGCCGGCCGCCAUCUUCUCGGAUCGCCUCGUGGCGGGGGCCUCGGCGAGCGACACGGCGACGGCGACGUCGGCGACGGCGAGCUCCUCCUUGGAAGGGUCAAAGAUUAUGUUGUCGCCCACGGCCGUGACCAGCAGCGUCACGGGCGGCCUGCCGCCCUUGCCCUCCUCCGAGUACAGAAACGGCGACGCCUCCCAGUCGUCGUCGAACAGCGGGUCCUCGUCCCCCUCCGACUUUAGCCGGGGCAGCCGCGUGGCCAGCAGGGCGAGGUGUAUCGUGAGUGACAGUAGGGGCAGGGGGUACGAUAGCGGCGGAGAUAUAAGUAUUACCUAUGCGGGAGGAGCGAUGGGCCACGUUAGUAACCGUAUUCGGGGGAACCUUUGGGAAACGAUGGCACGUCACAAUGGCAAGCUUCCAAAGGGUAUUGUCAUAUAGUAUAUAAAAAAACCGCAUGGUAUAUCUUUGUC